CAUGGACCCCGAGAAGGCUCUCAUUCCCGAGUUGCUCGCCAAAGCGGGAGACGAAAACUCAGCGGUUGGCCAGCAGCUCCGGCCCUCGGUCACAUGGAACCUAGACUCGCCCGUUGCCGGUGCGGUCGCCCCUCAGGCGACUAGCAGUUCUGGCACCUACCCGGCGUCGGCCUUCUUCCGGCACAGUAGGCUCAGUAACCGCCGGGACACUCACGUAGGGAGCCCGCCGAAGAUUUGCUUCCUGCGGCCGCGGACCGCGCAGCCAUUCGUUCUCUUCAGCUUAAUGAAUUCCAGUGAAGCAGCAGUGAAAAAAUUUUUACCCAAGAGCCACUUAUCUCGGGUGAUAAUACGUGACAACCUCAGUGCACAGCGAAUCUAUGAGAUGGAGAUAAGAGCUGCAGACAAGACCAAGAAGAAGAUGAACCACUUGUAUGACCACCUGAAAAAGAAAUUCAUGACAGACCAGCUCAGAAAGUUGGGGCGCUGGCGAUGGGAAUCCACGAACAUCCGGCAGUACCUGGAUAGCAUCCGAGGGAACAAGGUCCCAUUAAAACCUCAGCCUAACAGGAAAAAUCAGCCACCCUAGUCAAGGCAGAGUGGUCCAUCCUGGGGCCAUGACGACACUAGGCUGACGCUAGGAGACAAGCUGAAAGUGAGCCAGUCUACACCAUUGUAGAACAGCAAUAAAUGAGACCUGUGGACAGUGGAGUACAAAGCUGCUUGGCAAUGCUGCUAUUUCUUGCCCAGUCCCAUCCCCCCUUUUCUGGUGAAGGCAAUCCUUAUAGUCCUGUAGCUGCCCAAGUGGAAAGGGCUGAAUUGAGCCAGCUUCCAAGGUUAAGGCAGGAAUUGACCUCUGGUACCCACGUGUUUGGUGCAAUGCCAGGCCAGGUGUGCUGGGACAGUGGUACCUUGUAUGGGAAGGGCUUGGUAAUGCCACUGCCUAGCAUUCCAGUGGUGAGUCAAGGUGGGGCAUCAGGCAGACCUGGGUUAAGGGCUAUUUCUGCCGUCCAUCAGCUGUGAGGCUGUAACCUCUCUGAGCCUCUGUUUCCUUAUGUGAAAAAACGAGGCAGCAGUGAGAGAACCUGCCUCUGAGAACCGGUGUGAGGCUGCGGAGCACUCAGCCCAGGGCCCGUCAUUCCACGGGCUCUCACCACAGUGCCUUCAGUUAGCUUCCAGCCUUGCCAGCCCUGCCGCUCUGGCCUGCCCACUGCCCCAGCCGCACCUGCAGGCUCCUCAUCUAGAAUGAUCUUCAGGGCUCUGAGGAAGCUCUCUUCACCCUCCAAGGCUUAUCCCAAUGCCAUUUCCCCACCAACCCCUCACAAGCUUCUCUGAUCUGCCUCCUGCCUGCCCCUCCACAACCCAGCCCAAGCCGCAUGGGUUCCCCUCUCUCUGAACUUGGCUUACCAGUGGUGGCUUCACUCUGCCUUUCGAGGUAGAUGUUUGGAUAUUUGUCCCAGCCUUAUAUCAGACUAUACAGCCUUUGAGAGUAAGAGCCAGGGAUCCCCAAGAUUCAGUUCAGGCCUCUCCUGUGCCACUCCACCCCACCGGCAGAGGCCUCCCCUUCGUGUGCUGACAUGUCUCUGCACUGAGCGUGCGGUUGGCCAUCUCUUUGCUCUGUCUUCCUGACCAUGUUGUGAAUAUGUCAAUGACCGGGUUACUCAUCUGUUCAUCUCUGUACCCACAAUGCCCAAUAACACUGAGAAGUCAGUGUUUUCUAAGUGAUUAUUCCUUUGUUUAAUUACAGCUUCAGCACAGUGCCCAGAGUAAGGGCAUGGUACAUAUUUUUUAAAGUUAACCAGGUCCCCUCACUUUACAGAUGAGGAAACAGGCCCAGAGAGGUGGCUUGACUUGCCCAAGGCCACACAGCAAGUUAGUGGCAGAGAACUAGAAGCAGGUUUCCUGGCUGCCGGGGAGUGGUCGUUCUGCAUUACCACAGCUGCUAGGUAAGGACCUCAGUCCUCAUCCAGGGAUGGAGAGCCAAGUGUCCACGAAGCUUCUGUUUUCCCUUUUAAUGGUCUUCCUUUGAGAAUACGCUACUUUUCAGUGGGAGCCAAAACCUUAUUUUUCUAGGUUUUUGUCUGUUUUCUUGGCUAAGCACAACUAAUUGGAAUAAUUGACUUUAAAACUUUAAGUUUUAUUAUACAAGCAAUAUGACCACAUCUGCCAAAAACAAAAACUCUUCCGUUAGACCAACCACUGCUAGCAUUUUGAUGUGUUUCUUAUAUUUUGAGUAUUUGUUUCAUUUCAACAACAGUCCUUUUCCCAGCACUGUACCUAGAAAGGGGAAAGAAAGGCUUCGGGGAUCCUGGUGUCUUCCGAGGGCCCACGAAGCCACCCAAGCUCCUCUUUUCUCCAGAGAACUCUGCCCCUCCUAAAUCUUCCCCUAAUGCAGCCUCUCUAAGCCUCACCCCUGUCUAGCCUUCAGCCACACCCACCCUUCUCCUCUCCUCUGGAUGGCUGGUCUUGGCAGAGGGUCUUUGCAGUCUUAUGCUGUGGCCCAGCAGACUGGGGGAACCCUGGGAGUGAGAUGGGUGGGAGAUUUGGGAUGUCUACCUAGUAAGUCACUUUAUAAACCACUAACUCAUGGGUGGACUUAAUCCUCCCAUAUUUGCAUUAAAAACCAGAGGACUUUGCAUUUAAGUAAGGAACAAGAAGUAAUGAAAUUCCGCAGAGCCCCCUAAUUUUUUUUAAUAGAAAUUUGCCAAGCUCUUUUUUCUUUUUAAAUUAGGCAUUUAUAAGCAAGCAAGCAUAUAUUAAUUACAUAAAAAUAGUUUUUCGAGUAGUAGGGAAAAUCAUCAUAUUGUCAUUAGCAGCAGUGAAGUAGAGAAGGGAACAGCAAUGCAGAUGCUCCUGGUGGGCGUGAGGGUGGAGCUGUGGGUUUUUUUUUUUCUUUUUUCUUAAUUUAAAAAAAGUGUCAUUUGCGACUCCUGACUUAAAGCAAGAACAAGAUGGCAUCCCCAAGCCUGGUAGGUGCAGAGGGUGAGUGGGGUCAGCCGAACCUGUGGGCAUUAGGUGGCCUAAUUGUGGAGAGAGGAGAAAAGAAAAAAGUUCAAAAGAAAAGGAAAAUCAAUGAGAGAAAUGAAGGAGUAUUGGAUAGGAAGAUAUUCAAGAAAUAGAAUCCUGAAGCUAAGAACGGCCUUAGGGAUUCUUUAGUCCAGUGGACACACAAACACACACACACAGGUGGAGCUCCUAGUUUAAACGAAGUCUCCCUUGGCAUCCCAUUCCCGUAACUAAAAUCACUGACAUAGUCACAUUUAUUGAGCAUUCAUAUUUCAGGCACAGAGCUCAGUUGUUUUCAAACAUGAGUCAUUGAAUUCUCCCAACAACAAAGUAGGUAAUUUUAUUAGCCCACUUUAUAGAUGAGAUGUUGAGGCUCAGAGAGCCAGAAUCCUGCCUAAGGUUGGGCAGCUAGUAAGCGACAAAGUCUACCUUCAGCCUGUCUAAUGUGAAGACCAUCUCCUAAACGGCAUGUGAUAAGCCCCCAGUCUUCGUCACUAGUCAGAAAUGGAGGCGGGGCCCCUCAGGAGCAUGAGUUCACAGAUGAUAUGGAACCUCAGCUGUGACGUCAGUUACCCGAGACUGGCUGUUUCACAGAGAACUGGAAGGAGCUCCAGGUCUCCCUUCUGCCAGGUGGCUAAGGGGAACUUGUCACCCAUUCUGGGCUGGACAGGCUGAGGGAGAGUUACAGAGAUGUGGAUGAGGCACACGCCCACCCAGGAAGUGGAGAACAGGACAUAGGAGUCCUGACCACUGCCCAUUAGCUAAGAAAAGAUGUCUUCAGUUUGGUCCUCAGGAAACCUUUGUGGAACAUCCUUUGUGUCUGAAGAACCAUGCUGAUGGCAGGGGACAGAUGAAUGAUACUCUUUUAGCGGGACCUAGUGUUUUGGGUGUACUCUGUAAUUCUCACUGAUGGCAUUUCCUUCCCUCCUCCCCUUUCACCAGAUACACGUCACUCCUUUAGGGCACUUGGAAAAACCUUCCCAGUUCAAAAAUCUUGCUGAGUGCACAGUGGGUUCCUUUAGAUUUUCUCCAUGACCUGGGACAAAAGGAGUGAACUUCUGUUUACGAAGCAUCUGUUACACGCAAGACAUUGAUAUCCUACCUCAGUAUUCACAAGAGUACUCUUCAGAUAUCACGCCCACUUUAAAAAAAAUUUAUUUUUGGCUGCUCUGAGUCUUCAUUGCUGGGCACGGGCUUUCUCUAGUUGUGGAGAGUAGGGGCUACUCUCUAGUUGCGGAGCAUGGGCUUCUCAUUGUGGUGGCUUCUCCUGCUGUGAAGCAUGUCUAGGGCACACAGGCUUCAGUAGUUGACACGUGGGCUUUAGCUGUCCCAAGACAUGUAGGAUCCUCCCAGACGAGGGAUCAAACUGGUGCCCCCUACAUUGCAAAGUGGAUUCUUAACCACUGGACCACCUGGGAAGACCCAUGUCCACUUUUAAGAUGAGGAAACUGAGGCACAGAGAAGCUAAGAAACUUGCUCAGAGUCGCUCAGUUUGAACCAGGCUGUGAGAUGCAUAAGGCAUGCUCUUUCCUUGCCAUCCGGCUGCCCCAGUGAUGCUCAGCUUCAUUUCCAGCACCACCCUCAAUUUCAGCCAUUGUCGGUGCAGGAACUGCUCUGUGACAGAUGCCCAUACAUAGCCCCGGCCCUUGACUUUCCUCCUAGGCUACCACCGUUGACCAUGUGGUCACUGACACGGCAGGGAGGAACUCUUGGGUGAGAAUGCUGGGACGUCAUGGCAGGUCCCAGCUCCAGGGUGUCAGGCAAGGGCAGCGGCAUCAGAUCCCAGCAAGUGGGUAUGGGGCAGCCUGUCAGGGGCCUCUGCAGAUGAUCAUAGGGGCAGAUAGCUGGGGAGCAGGGGAGGCAGUCGCAGUUAAGAGUGAUCCCACAGUUCUUACAUGUUCAUCCCAUCCGCCUAUCCUCCCAUCCAUCCACCCAUCACUCACUUAUCCAUCUGUCCAUGUGGCGCUUCAGCCCACAGUCAGAACACAAAUGUGGAGAAGCUGAUUCUCCUGUUUGCCGUGACACCCUCACUGCCCCCCGCCGCUGUGGGAAUUGGGGUGACCUGCCCGCUGGGAGUGCCUCUGCCCUGAUUCACUCUGACCUCGAGCAAGUCACUUUGCUGAGAGUCUGGGGAACUGGUAAAAUCUCAGAGCUGCCUCGAACAGGCCGCUUCUCUUAUUUCAUCAAGAGGUAGCUGAGACAGAGUGGGGAAUUGACUUGCCAAGGUCAGAUAAGGAAUUACUGGUGGAUCUGGGACUAGAUCCCGGGGGCUGCCAAUCGUUUGUAAAGUGGGAAUGGGAAUUCUGGCUCUCCUCACUUGCUGGGAUUGUAGGGAGGACCCCACGAGAUAAGUGGUAGGAAAGUGACGUGAGAAAUGAGGUCACCAGGGCAGAAAGUCCCAGAGGUGCAACCUAGGCCCCUGCUGCCGGGCCAGUGCAGAUCCAAUGGUGACCGCAAGGGGUCAGCAGAUGCUUGUGCACUCAGCUGGGAUCUGCUCAAAGGCACUUUCUGUGAGCCAGGGUCUGGGUCAUUUCAUUCCUGGGGACCCCUAGCACAAACAAGACGAUGGACGCAUCGCAGCCCAGCCUACUGUUGAAGCGGGAAGUAUUACUUGGGUAUUACAAUUCAGAGCCUGGCCCAGCUGCUGACUCUGCAGGGGUCUGAGGGCUGAGGGGCCAAGCCCGGAGCAGGCCUUGGCUGGGUCCCCCUGUGUCCCCAGUAACCUUUAUCUUGGCUUCAGCUCUCUCGCCUGCAACUGUUCUGAGGGGGUUGGUGCAGGUGGCUGAUCUCUUCACUUCCGUUCUCAAGCCCGAGAUGUGGCACAGAGCUUUGCACACAUGAUGCUCCAAAAAUAUCUGCUGAGCAACUCCUGCCCUGAGCAGAGCCAGAAAAAUCCAGGUCAGCUUGUGGCCACAGACACAAAGGUAUAUAUGCUGGUUUGUGUCCCAUUUACCCAGGGAAAGAGAUGUACAAGCUAAGAGGGAGGCAGGACAGCAUGUAGCUAAGAGCACAGAUUUGGAAGGAAGGCCUAGUUCAAAUCCCAAGUCAGCUGCUUUCCCAGCUUUAUGUCCCUUAGCAAGUGCCCUGUGUAAUCAAGCCAGUGUACGUCUCCUCUGCCAUUAUGCAGUUAGGUUUGGCUUACCUCUGGUGCCUUUGCCGAAUGAGAAUAUCUGACUGGAAGCUUUGCGUGGGGCAGAAUCAGAAAUAACAGAGUCAGGAGGGCUCUGUUCUGUGAUGCCGACAUCCACUCCGCCAGCCCUUGCUGGCCUCAGAUGUUUCAUUCAGUCUCUUUAGAGAAGAGACAUACUGUUUUCUGCCUGGGAGAAGUGUUGCCUUCACUUUGCAACCUUCAGUGUAGAGAGCGGUGGGGCAGUGGGUUGGAGCAGUUAUUCCCCAACCCCUGCUCAAGGUGGUAUGUGAGUCUACGUUUAUUAUAAACUGAGCAGGUACAAAAGGAUACUGGAAACUAUGUGUGCGGCAUACAAACAACAUCAGCACAAAAUGCCUGUGAGCUCACAGACGAGUUUGGAAUCUGCUGUUCAGUCACUCAGUUGUGUCUAACUCUUUGUGACCCCAUGGACUGUAGCAUGCCAGGCUUCCCUGUUCUUCCCUGUCUCCCAGAGUUUGCUCAAACUCAUAUCCACUGAGUUGGGAAUAAAAUCCCCCAUUUCACUUCCCUGUUCUUGCUCCUACCCUCCGCCAUAACCUGUUGACUUUGAGCCUGAAGCCUCCCUGGGUUCUCUCAAGUCAGCUGGCUCCCACCUCCCGUUUAGCUGGCUGAGAGACUUCUCAGCCGCUGCUUCCACCUGUUGCCCUCGUAAGAGCUCGCAUCCUCUUUCCAUAUUCCAAGCAUUUGUUGAAAUCUCCCAUUUAUCAGUGACCUUUCUUUCUUUCUGGCCAUGCAAUGUGAGAUCUUCGUUCCCUGACCAGGAAUCGAACUCAUGGCCCUCUGUAGUGGAAACGCUGAGUCCUUAGUGAUCCAUCUUUAAAAUUGUAACAUGACCUUCCCAAGCCUUCUUAACUGUUCUCUUUUGCCACAUGGCAUCUGUCACCUUCUAAAUGAUUUAAUUGGCAUAUUUCUGUCUCCUUUUAUUAGAACGUAAGCUCCAGAAUGACAGGGACUUUUGUCAGAGUUCUUUUUUAUUUUUUAAUAU
Molecule: messenger RNA, 7157 nt
Organism: Bubalus bubalis (water buffalo)
Lineage: Eukaryota; Metazoa; Chordata; Mammalia; Artiodactyla; Bovidae
Gene: C17H5orf52
Product: chromosome 17 C5orf52 homolog
Exons: 3
Coding region: 2-586 (194 amino acids)
Source: RefSeq, a predicted model, not a curated record